Molecule: messenger RNA, 3463 nt
Organism: Phyllostomus hastatus (greater spear-nosed bat)
Lineage: Eukaryota; Metazoa; Chordata; Mammalia; Chiroptera; Phyllostomidae
Gene: THNSL1
Product: threonine synthase like 1
Exons: 5
Coding region: 433-2664 (743 amino acids)
Cellular component (GO): cytoplasm
Source: RefSeq, a predicted model, not a curated record
CGCAGGGUCAGCAGAGCGGGUUUGGAGCAGGCCUAGUGAGCACCCGGGCCUCUGCGUGGGUCGGGUGUGGGGAGGGCCAUAGGUGUGGGGUUCGAUACCAAGGCGACACUGGCAGCUCCUGGGUACUCCCUGCCAUUUCCUUUUCCUUAUCCCCGUCUUCUCAGUGUGAUUUUUUUUGGCCGGUGACACCUUGGGAAUGAUUCCCCUGUUCUCCACAUCAGAUUUUUUAUUUUUCAAAACAUAACUUGGUUGGCUCUCCAGAAAGUAUUUGAGAACAUUAAUGAUAAAAACUGAGUACUUUAUGGGCAGAAGAUUUGGUCUACUUCACUUUUGCAAAGAUUGACUUUGCCUCAGCUUCAGCAAACUCAUCGUCUAAGAUUGGUGGGCUAAGGCCAGUUUUUAGGUUGGCUUGAGCAGAAAAGUGAAAAGAGAAUGCUCAACUUUAACCGAUGUCAGCAUCUGAAAAAAAUAACUGAGAAAUGUUUUUCUCUUAUACAUGUUAACAUGGAUAAACAUCCACAGCUAUUUCUUUCAAGAACCUUUGUGCUUGCAGAAUUAAGGAAGUCAUGGCACUCAACCCAUUCGCUUGUUGGAGACAAAAAUAUUAUCCUGAUGGGACCGCCUGGAGCUGGGAAAACAACAGUAGGCAGAAUAAUAGGUCAGAAACUAGGUUGUUGUGUCAUAGAUAUGGAUGAUGAUAUCCUUGAAAAAACCUGGAAUAUGAGUGUGUCUGAAAAAUUGCAGGAUGUUGGUAAUGAACAAUUUUUAGAAGAGGAAGGAAGAGCCGUGUUAAACUUCUCUGCAUCUGGAAGUGUAAUUUCCCUUACUGGGUCCAAUCCAAUGCAUGAUGCUAGCAUGUGGCAUUUGAAGAAAAAUGGAAUAAUUGUAUACUUGGAUGUACCUCUAACAGAUAUAGUUAGCCGUCUAAAAUUAAUGAAAAUAGAUAGGAUUGUAGGUCAGAAUUCUGGGACAUCUAUGAUAGAGUUACUUAAAUUAAGAAGACAGUAUUAUAAGAAGUGGUAUGAUACCCGUGUUUUUUGUGAAAGUGGAGCUUCCCCAGAGAAGGUAGCUGACAAAGUGCUUAAUGCAGUUAAAAGAUAUCAAGAUGUGGACUCAGAAACAUUCAUUUCAACAAGACACAUUUGGCCUAAAGACUGUGAACAAAAGAUUUCAACAAAAUUCUUUAGCGAAGUUGUGAUUGAGGGGUUAGCUUCUGAUGGUGGACUCUUUGUUCCUGAGAAAGAAUUUCCAAAAUUAAACUCUGGGGAAUGGAAAAGCCUAGUAGGAGCAACCUAUGUAGAAAGAGCACAAAUACUAUUAGAAAAGUGUAUACAUCCUGCUGACAUACCUGCUGCCAGAUUGGGAGAAAUGAUUGAAAAGGCUUACGGGGAAAACUUUACCUGCUCAAAAAUUGCUCCUAUCAGGCACCUUUCUGGCAACCAGUUCAUCUUGGAGUUGUUUUAUGGACCAACAGGAUCAUUUAAAGAUUUAUCUUUACAACUUAUGCCUCAUCUUUUUGCAUACUGUAUCCCACCAAGUUGUAAUUAUAUGAUACUUGUAGCAACUUCAGGAGACACAGGGAGUGCUGUCUUAAAUGGUUUUAGUCAUCUUAAUGAGAAUGACAAACAAAGAAUAGCCGUGGCCACAUUUUUUCCUGAGAACGGAGUAAGUGACUUUCAAAAAGCACAAAUAAUUGGUAGUCAGAAAGAAAAUGGAUGGGCAGUGGGUGUCAAGUCAGAUUUUGAUUUUUGCCAGACAGCUAUAAAAAGAAUUUUUAAAGAUUCCAAUUUUACUGGCUUUCUUACUGUGGAAUAUGGAACAAUCUUAAGUUCAGCUAAUUCCAUAAACUGGGGCCGACUGCUUCCCCAAGUAGUUUAUCAUGCUUCUGCAUAUCUUGAUCUUGUUAGCCAAGGAUUUAUUUCUUUUGGAAGCCCAGUGGAUGUCUGUAUUCCCACAGGAAAUUUUGGUAACAUUUUAGCUGCAGUGUAUGCCAAAAUGAUGGGGAUUCCUAUUCGGAAAUUCAUUUGUGCCUCUAAUCAGAACCACGUUUUGACUGAUUUUAUAAAAACAGGACAUUAUGAUCUAAGGGGAAGAAAAUUAGCACAAACCUUUUCACCAGCAAUAGAUAUUCUCAAAUCUUCAAACCUGGAACGACACUUACACUUGAUGGCUAGUAAAGAUGGACAGUUAAUGACAAAAUUAUUUAAUCAAUUAGAAGAGCAGCAUCACUUCCAGAUAGAAAAGAUUCUAGUUGAGAAACUUCAACAGGAUUUUGUAGCUGAUUGGUGCUCUGAGGGGGAAUGCCUAGCAGCUAUCCACUCCACCUACAAUACUUCAGGGUAUAUUUUGGACCCACACACUGCUGUUGCAAAAGUGGUUGCAGACAGAAUGCAAGACAAGACUUGUCCAGUGAUGAUCUCAUCUACAGCCCAUUACUCAAAGUUUGCACCUGCUAUCAUGCAAGCUUUAAAGAUUCAAGACAUCAACCAAACUUCAUCAAGUCAGCUUUAUUUAUUGAGUUCGUACAAUGCUUUACCUCCACCACAUGAGACUAUACUAGAGAGAACAAAACAGCAAGAGAAGAUGGAGUACCAGGUCUGUGCAGCUGAUGUGAAUGUCCUGAAGAGUCAUGUGGAAAAACUAAUACAAAAUCAGUUCACAUAAAAGUUUUCUGAGUAAAAUAUUUUUUUCUGGUAAUAAGCAUGCAGUAAUAAAUCACAAAAGUUGAUUUGGAGUACAAUAGCAUUUUUAAUUUAAAUAUUUCUGUCUAUAUUGUUAUCUUCUGGAAGUUCAAUAGCCUAAUCUCUACAACUGAACUUUGUACCUGCACAUGCUCCUUGGAUCAUUAAUCUGGAAGUGACAAAAGGGGGCAUUGUGCAUGGACCCUUGUGCUGUUGUGCUGUGUUUGGAUAUAUCGGUUUCUACUUCCUAAUCCCCACUUUUAGGUGGACUAAAAUGUCUGAUAUUCAAUUUAGCAAUUGAAAUAUUUAAGCACAGUUGCUAACUACUAUAUCUGUAAUCAUUACUAGUUCUCUGUUGAUGAGAAAGAUAAUUUACCACUCAAAUGGCUAACUUGUCUGUAUGAAGUAGUAAGCUCAUCUAUUAAAGUUGAGUCAGUGUUUUUAACUUUAUUUAGAAUUCAUUUGGGUUCAAAUAAUUGUGUGUGUGUUACACCAUCCAAAUUACAUAAGUACUCUGUCCUUCACUCCCAUUUGGAUGUUUAUAGUUACAGUAUGUAGUUUGAAGAUCAGGAUUCAGAAAUAAAAUUACCUAUUUCAAGAGAAAAAAUUUUCAAAAUUCAGUGUAUGUAAAUUAAUAGAAGUAUAUUUAUAGGUAGCUGUUUCCCUGUAUAUUAAUUGUCUCUCUUUACAAUGAACAGUGUCUUUUUGACAACUAAAACCAUACACAACUGAUGCAUAUAUUUAAUUCUUUCUUUGUCAUAACAAUACAUUUUAACAAGACA